Messenger RNA from Juglans microcarpa x Juglans regia, 758 nucleotides. RefSeq names its product zinc finger CCCH domain-containing protein 3. Gene Ontology annotation, molecular function: zinc ion binding; nucleic acid binding. The record is from RefSeq and is a predicted model, not a curated record. Gene Ontology annotation, cellular component: U12-type spliceosomal complex. NCBI's taxonomy places the organism in Eukaryota, Viridiplantae, Streptophyta, Magnoliopsida, Fagales, Juglandaceae. The transcript has 3 exons. The coding region runs from base 99 to 533 and encodes 144 amino acids.
UGGAGAGAGAGAGAGAGAGAGCGAGAGAGAGAGCGAGAGAAUGCCGUUGGGGAAGUACUACUGCGACUACUGCGACAAGCAGUUCCAAGACACCCCAUAUGCUCGUAAACGCCAUCUCCAAGGUCUCCAACACCUUAGAGCCAAGGCUCUGUGGUUCGAUUCCUUCAAGCUCCAAGGUCUUCGCCUCGUUUUCCUCUGCUUUCUCAGCGACCAAACAUCGAUCCCUACCCAUUAUAAGUGAUGCCAAGUUGUUUUUGCUUUUGUGUUUUUCAAUUGCAGAUGCGAACCAGGCUUAUACUGAGGGGUUUCGAAAAGGGGUCUGCAACCAUUUUGUAAAGACGGGGUUUUGCCAGUAUGGGGAUUCUUGCAAAUAUUUUCAUCCCAAGAACAAUUUGUCAAAUGUGAAUGCUCAAGGCGUAUCUGGGGUUGUAGUGCAAGACAGUAUGGGAGUGUCAUGGGGCAAUCUACCUCCAUCACUAAUGCCUCCUCCAGAGGAAGGGUAUCCACCUCUUCCCUUUGUGGAUUGGGGAUAGGUUCGCCACUUCAUUUGGGAACCUUUGCUAUGAUGCGAGUAAUAUAUAUCCAGUUUUACCUAUCAAAGCUUAUAACUCCUUCCAUCUUAUUUGGCACACAUAUUCGAUGUUGUUGAUAUAGUGACAUUGUAUAUCAAGAUUUGUCAUGCAGCUUAUGUGUCAUUCAUGAAUGAGCAUGUUGCUAAAUUUAUCUGUGUUGAUAAAAAAGAACCCUUAAACAAGUAA